Ananas comosus (pineapple) is the source of this 1957-nucleotide messenger RNA. RefSeq names its product serine hydroxymethyltransferase, mitochondrial. Lineage: Eukaryota; Viridiplantae; Streptophyta; Magnoliopsida; Poales; Bromeliaceae. Gene Ontology annotation, cellular component: cytoplasm. Bases 109 to 1686 code for a protein of 525 amino acids. The record is from RefSeq and is a predicted model, not a curated record. Gene Ontology annotation, biological process: tetrahydrofolate interconversion; L-serine catabolic process; folic acid metabolic process. The transcript has 16 exons. Gene Ontology annotation, molecular function: pyridoxal phosphate binding; zinc ion binding; cobalt ion binding.
GCGCUCGCUCGCUCUCUCUCUCUCUUUCUCUCUCUCUCUCUCUCCCUGGCGCGUUGGUCCAAAAAGCGAUUCCCCGGACCGCGAUUCUAAACGCAGCGCUCGACGGCUAUGGCGGCGGCGGCGCUCCGAAGGCUCUCCUCCUCCUCCUCCUCCUCCCCCGCCGUGUGGCACCCUUUACGGCGGUGGCGGAGCUCCCUCUACUAUAUGUCCAUGUCUACGCUGCCGAUCGAAGCCGCCGUCGAAGAGAAGCAGAGAUGUCGCGCCGCGUGGACGGACCAGCUGAGCGCCCCGCUGGAAGUCGUCGAUCCGGAGAUCGCGGACAUCAUCGAGCUCGAGAAAGCCCGGCAAUGGAAGGGACUCGAGCUGAUUCCUUCGGAGAAUUUCACAUCGGUGUCGGUGAUGCAGGCGGUGGGGUCGGUCAUGACUAACAAGUAUAGCGAGGGAUAUCCCGGCGCACGAUACUACGGCGGAAAUGAAUAUAUAGACAUGGCAGAGUCCUUGUGUCAGAAGCGCGCCCUUGAAGCUUUUCGCUUAGACGCAUCGAAAUGGGGAAUGAAUGUUCAGCCAUUAUCAGGAUCCCCUGCUAACUUUCAAGUUUAUACUGCACUUCUAAAGCCACAUGAGAGAAUCAUGGCACUUGAUCUUCCCCAUGGUGGACAUCUUUCUCAUGGCUACCAGACUGAUACAAAGAAGAUAUCUGCUGUUUCAAUUUUCUUUGAGACAAUGCCUUACCGAUUAAAUGAGAGUACUGGAUACAUUGACUAUGACCAGUUGGAGAAAAGUGCUGUUCUCUUUAGACCGAAAUUAAUUGUAGCUGGAGCUAGUGCAUAUGCACGCCUGUAUGAUUAUGAACACAUCCGAAAGGUAUGUGACAAGCAAAAAGCAAUACUUCUAGCAGAUAUGGCACACAUCAGUGGAUUGGUUGCAGCUGGGGUCAUUCCAUCUCCCUUCGAUUACGCAGAUGUGGUGACAACUACCACACACAAGUCGCUCCGUGGUCCACGUGGAGCCAUGAUCUUUUUCAGGAAAGGGGUCAAAGAAAUAAACAAACAGGGGCAUGAGGUUAUGUAUGACUUUGAAGAUAAAAUCAAUGCUGCUGUCUUUCCUGGUCUGCAAGGUGGUCCCCAUAAUCAUACAAUUGCUGGGUUAGCAGUUGCGCUGAAGCAGGCAACCACCCAAGAGUAUAAAGCCUAUCAAGAGCAAGUUCUGAAAAACUGUGCAAAAUUUGCUCUGCGCUUGGUUGAGAAAGGAUAUGAGCUUGUCUCUGGUGGAACAGAAAACCAUUUAGUCUUGGUCAAUCUGAAGAACAAGGGAAUAGAUGGUUCUAGAGUUGAGAAAGUCUUGGAAUUAGUCCACAUUGCAGCCAACAAAAACACAGUUCCUGGCGACGUGUCAGCUAUGGUGCCAGGAGGCAUCAGGAUGGGAACCCCAGCUCUUACAUCAAGGGGAUUUGUUGAGGAUGACUUUGCGAAAGUUGCCGACUUCUUUGAUAUUGCAGUCAAAUUAGCACUCAAGAUUAAGGCUGAAACCAAAGGUGGUUUGAAGCUGAAGGACUUUGUAGCCACAAUUCAAACGGAUGCCAACAUCCAAUCUGAGAUUGCAAAGCUACGCCACGAGGUGGAGGAGUAUGCAAAGCAGUUCCCAACAAUUGGAUUUGAGAAAGAGACAAUGAAGUACAAGAACUAGUGCAGUGAAGUUAUAAAGAGCAAGAAUUUUUGACUUUGCUGAUAUGAUGCAAAAGGAUGAAGCCGAUUGAUCUGUGUCUGCAAGCAAACAGAUGCUAUGAUGCUUGAUGAGCCCGAUCACAGUUCUUGAAUUUUUGAAGUGAAUUGUCGCUUGAGGCGGAUUUUUCAAAGUUAAUGCUCGUACCAUUUGAUGAAGAAAAUGUCAUUCACAAGAAUUUGAAGACAAUGAAAUUGGUUUUCUGAGAUUUAUUGACAAAAAUCUCGAUUGUCAA